Dibothriocephalus latus is the source of this 732-nucleotide messenger RNA. The record is from the annotation of a GenBank genome assembly. Lineage: Eukaryota; Metazoa; Platyhelminthes; Cestoda; Diphyllobothriidea; Diphyllobothriidae.
AUGUUUCGUACUUCCAAGGUCCGUCCGUAUGUACCGACCUUGCUUCCCUUUUUCAAGACAUUCGCACUUUACUUCAUCCUUUUUUGCUCAGAUCCGCCAUCGCUCACCUACUGUAUUUUCAAAUGCGCUCCAAUCUGCUGUCUGAUCUUCUUUGUGCACUACCAGGAUCUUCACAUCGCCGCCAAGAAUGAUCUUAAAGAGGCGGAAAGACAUCGUUACUCAAAAUGCAUUCUCUCCGGUCUCGUAUUGUCCUGCCUGGGUGAUGCUCUGCUCGUGGGUCGGGCCCUUGGUCUAUUUGUGCCCGGUGUACUGGCCUUUCUGAUCGCUCAUCUAGCCUAUCUGACCGCUUUUGGCUUCCGCCCACUCGCUCUGCCUCUUCUAUCACCCUUUCUACUGUCCUAUCUCACGAUAAAUCUGUUUUUAAGCUCUUACUUAUCCGGUCUGCUGACUUUCCUGGUUCCAAUUUAUACCCUUAUUCUUGGCACGAUGUUGUGGCGAGCACUGGCUAAAUCGUACACCGAGGAGGGGGGCCUACGUAACCUCCCGUCACUAUCUCGUGUGGUGGGGGCGGUCACCUUUGCUGUCUCGGACACCUUGCUGGCGGUGGAGGAGUUCGUUUGUCCUCUACCACUCUCUCAAUACAGUAUUAUGCUCACUUACUACUUGGCCCAAUUGGGUUUGGCGCUCUCCACCGUCACCAUUCAACCGGCCAAACAUCGCAUCAUUAACUGA